GGAUAGUUCAGUCCUGGUCCAAAGGAGCUGCCUCUCAGCACCACCAUGAAGUCGGGUGGCCUCUUGCUCCUUGUGGGGUCCUUGGUCCUCUGGACUGCCCUGCUGGCUGCACCGCACGGAGAGACACCACGAAGGGCCUCUCUUGCCCCUCGCUGCGCCCAGACGGAAGCCACACCCGAGUGCAAAGAAGGCUCCGGGAGGAAAGCCGAGGUGAUGAAGGAUGAGGAGCUGGCCCAGAAUAAUCCUGUGUCUGAGGAGCUGCAAGGCGCUGCCCUUAUGGAACCCGUCUCUCAUGAAAAGUCAGCGAGUGGGGAAGCCACCGGGAAGCCACGGUCCAAAGCGGGACGUGUCACCAAUGAUGGGCCGGCUGCCUCUGGGGGGCAGCCAGGAAACGGCGAAGCGGCAAGGGCUGCUGUUGAACUGAGCAGACUCCCCAGUGGGGAAAGGCUAGCAAAGCUUGCAAGGCCUCCUCCCCUCGAGGAACUGGACGACCGUGAUGAUGAUGAUGAUGACGACAGGGAUGACGAUGAUGAGGACAAAGCUGAUGAUGACGACGAUGACGAUGAGCUGGAUGAAGAGGAUUUUGGCCCUUCAAAGUUCCUGCCAACUGAGUUUUGA
This is a messenger RNA of Lacerta agilis (Sand lizard), 618 nucleotides long. Its product is annotated as coiled-coil domain-containing protein 96-like. The record is from RefSeq and is a predicted model, not a curated record. The coding region runs from base 46 to 618 and encodes 190 amino acids. The transcript is spliced from 3 exons. NCBI's taxonomy places the organism in Eukaryota, Metazoa, Chordata, Lepidosauria, Squamata, Lacertidae.